This is a messenger RNA of Nasonia vitripennis (jewel wasp), 10857 nucleotides long. Its product is annotated as serine/arginine repetitive matrix protein 2. The transcript has 19 exons. The coding region runs from base 709 to 9543 and encodes 2944 amino acids. NCBI's taxonomy places the organism in Eukaryota, Metazoa, Arthropoda, Insecta, Hymenoptera, Pteromalidae. The record is from RefSeq and is a predicted model, not a curated record.
GCUUUUCACAAAAAUCAUAAACUCGUCUAAUUGUUAACAAUUUCAGCUCAAUUAUCAAAACCAAAAGUUUUUAGUUGUCACAUCUGCCGCCUAACUUUCGGCAGAUGAAAAGUAAAAUGUCUGUCGCGUUGUAUAUAUCAUACGACUCCUAUCCUACGAACUUCGAGGCAAUGCACACGGAUCAGACAGGUUACGGUCGAAAUUUUGGAAUAAAAUUGUUGAUACGUAAUAAAGUACACAAUCGAAGGGGCGAAAAAGUAUGCAGCUAGCCAGGAUUCUAGCUCGCAUAGUUCUGAAGUCGUCUUCCUGAGUCAACUAGCUCAGCAGAAGAACCACCGCGUGCUAGGAACCUCCACGUAUAUCCUGGAUACGUUGCCGUCGUGUGCAAGUGUCAGUUGUGGUAGAUCAGUGCAUAGGUUAUGUUUUUCUGAAAAUUAAACCCUGUUACCUUCAUCGAGUGUUCUUAUAAGCUUGUUGAAGCUUUAAAGUUGAGCUGAACGAUUAGUUAGAAGUUUGCACGAAAUGCAAUGAAAUAACAGCUACUAAUCUACCAAAACAGUAGAUUAAUAUUGUUAUAUAUGGAUUCAGUUUGGAAUUUCUUGGAGAUUAUUUAAGUUUAGAUGAUUACGGCUAAGUUCAAGUGUUUCUUACAAUGAUUUUGAUAAUUUUAAGACCAGCAAAGAAUUGAGAACAAGUGCCAACGACAAAAUGCAAGAGGCCACUGAAAUAAGUGAACCAGAACCAUUACUCAAAAUGGAGAGUUCAGAAAUCCAGGAUCCACCACCUAUGGAUCAGGUUAAGUUGGAAGAUAUUGAAACUCCCGCAACACCAGAUAGCUCUAAAGGAGAAGCCAGUAGUGAUUCUGUCAAGACUGAAAGUCCAAAAAUAUGGAAACCAGUACUUGGAAAACUUCAGGCAAAGAAAAGAUUAAUGGCUUUUGCCAAUAAAUUCAAUACUAUGCCAAAAGUACACAAACUAAAAACUAAGGGCGAUAAAGUCAAAAGGCAAGAAAAAAUUUUGGCAAUAGAAGAAAUUGUAAGAGAAGAAAAUCAAAGUAGAUUAGCUGCCCAAGAGGCAAGAGAUUUAAACAUAAAAAAUGCAUUACAUGCAAGAAGAAUUAGAGAGGAAAGUAGAGAAAGGAAGAGUGAAGAGCGUUUUUCAAGGAGAUCAGGAUCUUCGUAUAGAAGGAGAAGUGAUAGGGAAAGGAGGCAUAGUCGAGAUAGAAGAUCUCGUAGUAAAUCACGGCAGCGACCUAGUCGAAAAUCAUCCCCAGAAGAUGAGCGUAGCAGUAAAAGUAAACAUAAAGAUAAAAAAGAAAAGUCUGAUAAAAAAGAUAGAGACCGAAAAGAUGAUUCAAGGCAUAAGCAAGAUGAAUCAAAACAUAAAGAAGAUUCUAAAUCAUGUGAUAAACAUAAAAAAGAUGAUUUAAAAUCUGUCGAAACUAAAAAUGAUGAGAAAAAAGUAGAAGAUUUUAAAUCGAGCUCUAGUAAACAAAAUGAAGAUUUGAAUAGCAAGGAUAAGGAUAAAAAACAAGAUCCAACUGAGAGAAAUAAUAAGAGGGUUGAUUCUGUAUCACAAAGCAUGAAGGAACUAAUCAACGAUGGUAAAAGUGAAGAAUUUAAAAACGAUGAAUUUAAAGAAGAUAGUAGAAUGGAAUCAAAAUCGUCUGAAAUUAUGAAAACUGACAAAUCAAAACACGAUAGGCAUGAAAAGGCGGAAAAAGCAGAUAGGAAUGACAAACAUGAAAAAUUGGAGACUAGCAAAAAUGAGGAUUCCAAGUCAGAUAGGGGUAAAGAAGAGCUCAAGAACGAACAAAACAAACGUGAGAAUGCUAAGUCUGAGUUGGAAAAGAGAGAAGAACCCAAAUCGGAGAGGCAGAGAAAAGAUUCGAAAUCUGAGUCUGGUAAGAAAGAGGAUACAAAGCCGGAUAAGCCAAAAAGAGAUGAUGCUAAACUCGAAACGAGAAAAUGCGAUGAAUCAAAAAUUGAUUUGAAAAGAGAAGACGAUCGCGAUGAAUCCGGCAAAAUGAAACGGGACGAUGUUAUUCUCAAGCGAUCAAAUUCCAAGGACAAUAAAUUAGACAGGAUCGAUUUGAAAGAUAAACGGGAAGAGCCUAGGAUGAAAGUUCAUAGAGAACGUGAAAGAGAAAAGGACAAGAUACGAGAAAUGAGAGAAAAAGAGUUGCUGAAAUGUCGUAAUUGGAGGGAAUUUCGGCGAUACGGAUUUUUUAUUGAUGACGUGGGGUACAUUAGAAGAAACGACAACGGUGACAAGAUGGGUAAACAAAGAUCAGCACAAGAUUACAAUCAGUAUCUUCAACAAAUGCUAAUGCUUUCCGAUGAGCGACAACAUCGAUUUGCCUUUAUUGCCGAAGGUCAGAACGGGCCUAAGGAAUAUCCACCGGAGACAAUCAAGUCGACCAAAACUAAACCUUUCUUGCUAUUCUGUGAAAAUCCUAGAUAUCCGACGUACUUUGACCGACAGCAUAUCUUGAGUAUGGUAUCGCCUAAUCGACGAGAAAAAAUGGAAGAUAUAUGUGAGGCCACGCAAAUAAGAAUAAUAACGUCAGAACGCGAAGAAGGACAUCAUGAAAGGCUAUGGUACAAAACCAUGGAUCCCUCGAAAUCAAUAUCUAUAAGGACUUCGGUCGAUGUGCCAUCGUUUCCUCGUUCGAAAUGGGAUAGUGAAAACGAGCUAAGCGAUGAUGACAACGUUUUCGAAAAGUCUCCCGAGGACAUUAUUUUAACCAAGGACGGAGUCCACGUCGAUAAAUCGGUUUCCGAAUCGGAGCUUGAGCUUGAAAAGUUACCACUGCAGGUUCAACCUCAACCAGUACCGAAGCAAACUUCUCCCCAGAUAUCGGUAAAACCUCAACUAGAGCCUCAACCGAUCAUCCAGCCACAGCCGCAACCCAAGUCUUAUUCCAAGGAAUCAAAGCAAUCUUCCGUCGAACCACACAUCGAUGAACAACCUCCGAAAUCCAAAUACAAGCAUAAGUCCAAGUCUAAACACAAUCACUCACCAUCUCCAAAGAAGAAAGAUAGAUCGCCAUCCCACAAAAAGCACAAGGAAGAAAAGAACAAGUAUCACGAGAAGCAUCGCAGUCGUGAGGAUAAACAUCAUCAUCAUCAUCAUCAUCAUCAUAAAGACAAGGGAAAGAAAUCACAUACGGAGCCAGAACCUAAAGAACCGUCGAUCGAGAAGCCAGUUAAAGCAAAACCUGCAACACCUGAAAACCAGCAGCAAAAGCAACUAGCGCAGGUAGAGGAGUCUGGCGACGACAAACUCGUCUCGGAGUACGAGCAAUUCAUAAAAAUGGUUAGUAGCAGUGAUGGUAAACAGUCUACUGAGUCUGCGGAGCCAGCGAGUUUCUAUGAAUUUAGCUUGGAGGCAAAACUUGCUAAGGAACCUCCUGGUGGUUUAAAGCUCGAUAAGGUACCAUCGCCGGCUACUGAAAAACCUAGUAAAGAGAUCAUGAAAUUGUCGAAGUCACCGAUUUUGGCAAAGCCCUCGAUCAAGAAUACAGAGAAGGUUAAGGUCAGUGAACCAGUGAAAGAAUCCGAAAAAGUUGUUGAUAAGCCAACACCCCAAUCACAACCAACACCAGAACCACAAGCACCUCAGCAAAAGCAAAAACAGAAUAGUGAAGAAUUUGAGGCAGAUUACGAAUCAUCUGAAGCCGACGAAGAAGACUCUCGUUCGAUUCCCAGUGAUUGGGAAAAUGUGAAGAUUAAAGAAGAGAAACUAAGCGAAGGGGAAACAUCUGAAACAACUGCUGAAGCGCCGACCAAGCUGAACACUAGCAAGAAGAGGCGUAAGCGUCGCGAGAGCUGGAGCAGCGAUUCAAGCUCGUCCUCAAGUUCCGACUCUGAAGAUGCUAAACAGAGUAGCAAACGUCGCAAGCGUAGACGAAAGCGUCCGCGUAAAGCAUCGACCAGUGAGUCUGAGAGCAGCGAUAGCAGCUCGAGCGAUUCCUCAAGCUCAGAGGAACUGCGUAAAAAGAAGCGCAAGAAGGCCGAUAGAAAACGUAAGAAGCGCAAGCGCUCGAAGAAACUCAGCAAGAAGCUUAAACGUAAGCGCAGAAGGAAGGCGAGUACAGAUUCCAGUAGUAGCGACUCGGAUGCCAAGCCGCCAAAGAAGAGAUCGAGGAAGUUGAAGUUAAAAAAGAAGAAGAAGAACAAGUUAAGCAAGCAGCAGUCCCAGAACAGCAGCGAUGGAGGUGAAAAGACCAAGAGCAAGUCGGAGAAAAGUGAGGGUAAACAUCAAAAAGCUACAAAAAUGAAGGAGGAGACGAAAAAACCAAGUAAAAACAAACAGGCGGAUGCUGUGGUUGAACCGGAGAAACUUGCCAAUCAGAAAAAGGGCGAGGUUGAUCAGAUAAAGCUUACCAAGAGCCCUGUUAUUACCGAUAGUAGAAAUAGGCAUGCAAGUGAGGAUAUCUACUCAGAAUGGGAGAGGGAAAGUUUGCCGAGGCAGAUUGCUAAAGAGGCUGAAAAAGAGCCGGUGCAAGAAGAGACGAAAUCUAAUGAGUCUUCGAGAAAAAAGGAGAAGCCCAGCGAGGAUAAGAAUGAAUCCAGCAAGAGUUCCAAGAGUCAAGAAAAAGAAAAGGAAGUUGCUAACAAGGAAUUUGAAGAAACUAAAGCAGAUGAAGUAACCGAAAGCAAGAAGAGCAAGAAAAAGAAGAAGGAUAAAGAAGUAAAGCGGGAAAGUCAGCAAGAAUUCGAAGCCGAAUGGGAAAAAGAGGGUGGUUGUCAACAACGCGCGGCUAAACCCGCACCUACAGUUGUUGAAGAGGAGCCUCAAAAGUUUGCCACUACCAGUACUAGCGUUGUUGAAAGUGCUGGAAAAAAAUCUGCGAUAGACUGGCACGAUACGGAUUUCGACUCGUUAAACGUCCUCUCACUUACCCAACUUGAACAAGUCGUCGAAAAGCGAGAAUCUAUUUUCGCUAACGAGUGGGAGGUAGACAGCCUCGAUGCGAUGCCGAAUCCUAGGGCUACCUUGCCUAUGAAGAAGGAAACGACCAAGACGAAAAAGGUGGAUAAGAGCUUCAGGUAUGAUGAGCAAACGGAUACAUACGUACCUGUUGAGUUCGAUAUUAAGAAGGACGGCAAGAAAAAGAAAGACAAGCGAGUAAGCACUAUCAGAAUUUGGGAAGACGAACAAGAGAACGCUGAGCGAGAAGAACUUUCGUUAUCUCUGGAGAAAAAACCGCCUGUGGAGAACAAGGAAAAAGUAGUCAGUGAAUCCGAAGUAGCCAAAAAGAUUAUCAGUAAGGUAACCGAGUCAACAGAAUCUACUGUUGAAGACAAAGCGCGGCAAGAAGCCGCAAACCGUCGCAAGAGUCGUUGGGACGUAGAAAGUCAGUCAGAGGAAUUCGAGCACGCGCCGCCAGUCAUGUGGGAGGUCGAGAGCAACAUUUGGCCAGACAGUAAACUUGGCUCACUGGAUAUAAUCAAAGCCGAGGAGACGACUUUUAAUAGUCCACUGCUAGAGGCGGUGAGCGCGAGAGUCAAAGAUGAGGUGGUUAAGGUCAACGCAUCCUCAUCGCUACGCUAUACACCGCCGAAGGAUGAUGACAUCGUAGACUCACCUGAGACUUUGAGGCGGAAGAUGGAAGAGAUCGCUGCAUUGGAGAGAGCGUUAAAUGCGGAUUCAAACAUCAUGAAGAGUUUGGAUGAUUUUAAGUCUUUUGAAGUAAAAGAUACGCUAGAUUUGGAACCGCCAAAAGAGACGGAAAUCGCUGCUGCGAAGGAACAGAAAACGGAAGCAUACCUUAAGGCUAAAGAAGAAGCGAACGCCUCUCUAUCAAAAUCCAAAGACGCUGCAUCAUCAUCGAAGAGAGUCAAAGAAGAAAAGAAGCCGGACCCACUUGCUAGCUGGGAAAGCAGCAAGCAGCCGCAGAUAGAGGAAGCCUCGGAAUUUGGUAUACCUCCUCUCGCUGAAAUCGAUUCUAAAAUCGAGGCAUCAGGUAGCUCUUACAGAGACAUAUUCCUUGACAUGGAGAGUAUAAAUUUUGAAAGCAAUAUUCUGAAAAAACUUAACAAUAAACAAUCAGUCGAACCGGUCGCUCCCGCUGAAGAGAAGUCCAAGGUGUCACUCAAGCUGGUGCCAAAGCAGGUGCUAACGCGCCAAGUCAAUGCCGUCGCACCAACGAACACAAGUUUACCUGAAACGUUCAAGAAAAAAAUCUGCAACAUGGAUGAAUUGCCCCAAGCUGCGGUUGUCGACACACCCAAGACGGAGAUUGUGCAGCCGAGGAGCGUGAGUUCCAAGUCGCCUACGCCAUCGAGCGUCAAGAGAAAGAGUCCGAGUAGAAAAGAUCGCGAGAGCGGAAAGCGGAGAAGCGUCGAAAAAGACAUCAAGGAAGACAAGCAAAAGAAGGAAUACCAAAGUAAAGGUUCGAGGAGAAGCCCGACGAGCAAUUGGGAUACCAAGGAAGCCAUCAAGAGUGAAAGUACUAGUCGAACUGCCAGCCUGAGUAGAAGUAGAAGCAGAAGCAGGAGUCCUAGAAGAAGGGACGAUCGGUCUAAAGUGCCACACGGUAAGAGAGACAAACGAAGUCCUGUCAAGAGCUCUGCGCAUCGAGAUACUUCCAAGAAAACUCCACAAUCGAGUAAGAGUGAUCGUAACAAGAGGAGGUACGACGAUAACUUGGAGCAAGAUAAAAACCGUGACAAACCUUACGAUCCUAUGGAAAUUCUUCGGGAAAGAAAUUACGAAGGUGACAAGGGUCGAGGGAGCAACAGGUCGCGAAUCGAUCAAGACACACCUAAAUCUUGGCGACACUCAGACCACCCGGACGAUAAGUUUCCUGUAAAUCCUUACCCUAACGAAUAUAGCUAUGAGAAUAAAGGACGAGGCUGGGACGAUGGUUCAGAUAGGGACUCUAAAAGCCAUUCACGCCCAGGUUCAAGUGCCAGACCUAGAAGCAGAGAAAGGUCCAGUAAAUCGUAUGAUAGGAGGGAUAGAAGGGACAGUCGCUCACCAGAUUCGUUAAGCGGAAGCACACCUUUGUCACGUCGUGAUAAACUACCCCCACUAAGAAAGUCACCACCACGCUCUUCGAGACGUUCGCCGCCGCCAAGAUCAAGACUUCGUUCGCGUUCACGGUCCAGAUCGUGGUCGAGGUCACUGACGAGGUCUAGGUCAAGGUCGCGAUCGAGAAGUCGAUCCACUUCCAGGUCGAGAUUCAGGAAUCACGAGUCAAGGCCUUUGGACAAAUCUCGGCGGUCCAGAUCUUUCUCUCCAGUUCGGAAUCGUUAUCCCAUCGACGAGAAAGAUCGUCUAGAAGAAGAAAUCCGUCGUAUCGGUGAGGGAAUUAAUCGACCCGCGCCUAUUCUUCCCUUACCUCGUCCGGUUGAGCCUUCAUCGGCAUCCUGCGUAACUCCUGUAAGACCGACAGUUGACAGAACACGGCGUAUGGACGCUAUCAUCCAGUUGACAGGCGAGUCUCAAGACGACAUGCUCUUGCCACCACCCCUGGUCAAUCGUGCUCCAGCUCCUGCAGCGGGAGUCAACGAGCCUCAGUCGAGGUAUCGGUAUCCUAACGAGAAUGAGAACGAACCGGAAUACAACACGUUUUAUCAAGGCAGAAAUCUAACGUAUCCCAAAAUUGCCGAUGAAUCCACUGAUUCACCCAAAAGAUUGUCCCUCGAUGACAGGCUUGAGUUAGAAUUAGGAAUUAAGAAACAGACGCCUCCUGAACCUUCUGUAUCCACGAGUUUUAAUUCUCCCGGUUUCAAUGCUUCCGGUUAUCAACACUUACCGCCAGGCCAACAUCAUGGACAUUUCGUUAGGCAACCGCCAACAGUUUUACAGAAAGAAACUACCAUUCGUCAACAUCUCAAGAGCCCAAACCAUACUUUAUUCCAGGUGGGCAAUGUGCUGCAGGUUGUUCCAACAGAGUACCCACCACAUCCAUCGCCACCUGCGACUCCGGCCAGCCAGAUAUUACGUAUUGGUAACGUACUGCAGGUUGUACCAGCAACGACAAUCGAGUGGGCAGCAACCCCGACUCAGCAGCAGUCUACCGUCACAGCUCCUCCAUUGGGUGUACGUUAUACGCCUUCAGUACCUCCCCCGCAACCGAACGCAUCUCCCGCUCUUUUGGCUGGAGCUUCGCCUCUACCAACUUCGGUGGCUCAGAUACCUCCAAUCGUUAAGCCAAUUGUACCUAUUACUGUGCCGCCACCGCAAAUUGCUGUAGCUAGUCCAAUAAUUACGGCACCAGUGCCUAAACCCAAACCAGCUCCACCCGAACCUAUCGUACAACCAGUCUAUAAUUACGAAGCGAUUCUUGAAGCCCGGCGAGUCGAAAAAGAAGAACGCAAGCGUCUACGCGAGUUAAAACGGAAAGAGAAAGAACGUCGAAGGUUCGAGCGAGCUAAGCGUCGUACCGAGAAGAUCCUUGGUAAAAGCAAGGUCAACGCAGAUAGCUCAAGUUCCUCUGGCAUAAGCACCAACAUCUUUGGUAAACCUGGCGACAUCCUCGCGAAACUCACUGCUAAAGAUGAGAACGACACAAACGAGGAUAACGAAACCGAGGAAUCCAAGAGUCCCGUAGCAUCUACGCCAAGCGAGGAAGCAGAAACAGGGGCUGCAAUAGCAGAAGAUGAGGAAGAAGAUGAUGGAGAUGAGGAAGACGAUGAAGAGGAGGAGCAAGAACAGCAAGAACAGGAAGAGCAGGAAGACGAAGAGGAAAAUGAAGAGUUUGAUGCAGACGAAGAAAAUGAAGAAGAGAGCAAAGAGUUAGUUGUUAAGAACGAAGAGGCCAGUGUUGCUGCGAUUCCACCGCCGCCUGCCAAGGGUAUACUUAUUUUGCCGGGCUUUGGAAAUCUAUCCAUGACGAAUGGAAUACUAAGCGAUUUGGAAAAAUUAGAGGCUGAAGCAAGAGAGAGUGAAGAGCAAAAAGCUUCGAUGGAAAAAGAGGAAGAAGCUAAAUUGUCGACAUCGAUGGCUCUGAAACUUUUUGAAAAAAUAAGGAUGAAAAAAUCUGUACAAUUUGCUGAUGGAAUCAAGCCAGGAGAGGGGACGAGUCCUAGUGGUGGUGAAGGCGAUAUGCCAUCUCCUCCGCCUCCAACAUCAAAUCUUCCAUCAGAAUUAACGCUUGAUAUCUCGAAAAAAUUACGCGCUAGAAAAAUGAGAAGGAAGCAAAAGCGUACCAAGCCACCAAAGACCAAGAAGAAGGUUAAGGUAAAGAUCAUUAAAUUAAAGAAGCCAAAGGUUACUCCUCUUCCCACAUCAAUACUUGACGACUCGGAUGAAAUGGACGACCGUUCACCUCCACCGCCACCUCCUGGCUCACCACCACCUCCGCACCUAUGGCCAAGUUACCUGUCAACAUUCGGUACGACAACGGCAGCAAACAGUGCACGGACUGGUGCCACAACUACGGCGGUUGCGUCUACGACCGCCGUAAGCUCAACUUCCUCGGUUAGCGUUUCGUCGCUGCCGCCAGCUCAGGCACCUCCAACGCCACUACCGUUACUUGUACCACCUCCGCCACUCAACUAUUCUAUUCAACCCUGCAGCAAAGCUUAGGCUGAUCUUGAGUUUAAUUUUCUAAAUACUGCUAUGAUUUGUAGGAAAAUUGAAAAACUAUACACACUCUUGCUAUGGUUUUCACAAUCUUUCUAGUUGAUCAAUAUCUAUUGAUAAGUAAAGAGAGUGGUAAUUUUGCUUCGAAAGUUCAAGCAUGAUAAUAUUUUUAAAGAGUUGUGGAGUGCUACGUGAUUUUUCAAUAUUCCUGAUUGUUAAUUUUAUUAUUAAUAUUGUUUAUCGUGUUUGCUACUAGGUAAAUUACCGAGUACGCGGAGAAAAUGAUUUUUACGUAGACGAAUGAUUAUCUGACUCGAGAAAUUAGCGUCUGUAUGAAAUACAGAGAUAAUUUUUGGUGAAAAUAACUUCUAUUAGACAAUUAUUUAUGAUUAUAUAGAUACUUUUUUCAUCAAAAGACUUGCAUCUAGCGUGAAAAAAAAUAUAUAAAAAAUUUUAGCGUAUUUGAAACUUAUCGCAAUCAACAUGCAUGUGAAUUUUAAUUUGCAUAAUUUAAAAAAAAAUUAGAAAUUUAAUCGAUGUUGCUGCAUUAACAAGUGUGGCAGGUUUUUUUCUAUUCUGCACAUGCAACUUUAUUGCAUUAAAGGGUUUAAACAUAUUUUCUCCGUGUACACAGCGUAAGUAUUCUCGACAAAAUCAUAGGAGAACGUUGAAAAUGAUACCGUAAUUAGUAUGACUUAGAAUAUAUACGAGUGAUUUCUUGUAAAUAGGCCUAUUUUCAUAGGAUGGAACAGUAGUAUUAUUCUCAAGCGAUAUAGAAUACAAGCAACAUGGGAUAGAUUGAGUGAAAAAUGUUUGUACGAUCUUUAAUCUUGUUAUGUUAAACAUUUCUCAAUGAAAAAUAUAGUGAGGCUUGAAAGAUAGGUUUUAUUUACCAUGCAAUACGUCAAUACAAGCCUUGUAUUUUGUUUGUUGCUAUUAUUGAUUCUUUAUCGGUCAUUUGAUUUCUCAUACAUUAGUUAGAUUUCAUAACAAAAUUGUAACUGUUUAAUAACGGCAAAAAAACGGAGCAGCAUAAUUUUUAUGCAAAAUAAAAUAAUUAACCGUGUAAAUAUAGAAAAAUAAAGUCGCCUUUGACUUUUUGUUUAUAAACAUUUUUUAAGCUUUGUAAAUUAUUGAUCCUCACCUAGACAUUAACAAUGAUUAAUUUUUUUUAUAAAUAGAUUGUAGAGCUAGAUGCAAUCAAUGUACAGAACUUUGCAUUGAACGCAAGAAAAGCCGAACUAGAAUUAUAUUUUACGUAGUUGUAUUACAUGUAAAUAUUAGUGUUUGAAAUUGUUAAUAAUAAUGUCUUCUUCU